Messenger RNA from Gastrolobium bilobum, 2338 nucleotides. Its product is annotated as protein NRT1/ PTR FAMILY 6.1. The transcript has 4 exons. Gene Ontology annotation, molecular function: transmembrane transporter activity. The coding region runs from base 256 to 2175 and encodes 639 amino acids. The record is from RefSeq and is a predicted model, not a curated record. Gene Ontology annotation, cellular component: membrane. Gene Ontology annotation, biological process: oligopeptide transport; transmembrane transport. NCBI's taxonomy places the organism in Eukaryota, Viridiplantae, Streptophyta, Magnoliopsida, Fabales, Fabaceae.
GUUCCACUAUAUGGGAGUGUAGGGACCCUCACCUUUGAGAAGAAUUAAUUAGGCCCUUAUCACAUCCAUAAGUAGAAGUUGGUGGUUUUAUUGUCCAUUUCAGAAUGCUUAGUCUUCCAAUCUUACUAUUGCUGAUAAUAUUUCAUCACUGAAGAGCUGAAUCCAUGACCCUUUCAAUAAUGUUAUUUGUGUUGUAAAACUGAAAGUUGAAUUUGGUGCUGGCUAACUAGCAUUUGUUGUGUGUAAGAAGAGUGAAUGGAUACCUCAGAGAUCAAGUCACCAGAAGUCCCACAACCACAACAAGAGGGGACACCAUCAUGCACUUCAAUAAGCAGAAAGAAGCUUGGCAUUUUUUUCCUUGAGUCUGAGGAUAGAAGGAUGGCAUUUGGUCGUGGCUACACAGCAGGAUCCACACCAGUUGAUAUCCAUGGCAAAUCCAUUGUUGAUCUUUCAAAAACUGGUGGUUGGAUUGCUGCUUUCUUUAUAUUUGGAAAUGAAAUGGCAGAAAGAAUGGCUUAUUUUGGCCUUUCGGUUAACAUGGUGGCCUUUAUGUUUUAUGUGAUGCAUAGACCUUUUACAAGUUCAUCCAACGCAGUCAACAAUUUCUUGGGGAUAUCACAAGCUUCAUCCGUGCUUGGUGGUUUUCUAGCAGAUGCAUAUCUUGGACGCUACUGGACAAUAGCAAUCUUCACUACAAUCUAUCUUGCGGGUUUAACAGGAAUAACAUUAUGUGCAACAAUGAGCAUUUUUGUUCCCAACCAAGAUGAGUGUGACCAAUUAUCUCUGCUUUUGGGUCACUGUGAGCCUGCAAAACCGUGGCAGAUGACUUACCUCUACACGGUUCUUUACAUUACCGCGUUUGGAGCUGCAGGUAUAAGGCCCUGUGUGUCAUCUUUUGGAGCUGACCAAUUUGAUGAAAGAAGCAAAAAUUACAAGUCCCAUCUUGAUAGAUUUUUCAACUUGUUCUACCUUUCUGUGACUAUUGGGGCUAUUGUGGCAUUCACCGCAGUAGUCUAUGUCCAAAUGAAAUAUGGAUGGGGAUCUGCAUUUGGGUCAUUAGCAAUUGCAAUGGGAAUAUCUAACAUGGUGUUCUUCAUGGGCACUCCCUUAUACAGGCAUAGGUUGCCAGGAGGUAGCCCUCUUACUCGGGUUGCUCAAGUCUUGGUUGCUGCAUUUCGAAAGAGAAACACUCCAUUUGUUAGCAGUGACUUCAUAGGGUUGUAUGAGGUUCCUGGCAGACAUUCUGCUAUAAAGGGAAGUCAAAAAAUAGCUCACACUGAUGAUUUCAGGUUUCUUGACAAGGCAGCUCUGCAAUUGAAAGAAGAUGGUGCUAAUCCAAAUCCUUGGAGGCUUUGUACUGUGACUCAAGUAGAGGAGGUCAAGAUUCUUUUGAAACUUAUUCCCAUACCAGCUUGCACAAUCAUGCUUAACGUGGUCUUGACUGAGUUUCUCACUCUCUCAGUUCAGCAGGCAUAUACUUUGAACACUCAUUUAGGUCAUUUGAAACUUCCAGUAACAUGCAUGCCUGUGUUCCCAGGCCUUAGCAUAUUUCUUAUAUUGUCUCUCUACUACUCCAUUUUUGUCCCCCUCUUUAGACGCAUCACUGGUAAUCCACAUGGUGCAUCUCAGCUUCAAAGAGUAGGAAUUGGCUUGGGAGUUUCUAUCUUAUCUGUGGCAUGGGCUGCAAUAUUUGAGAGGUAUAGAAGAAACUAUGCAACACAACAUGGAUAUGAAGCUAUUUUCCUCACAGCAAUGCCAAACCUAAGUGCAUACUGGCUUUUGAUCCAGUACUGCCUCAUUGGUGUAGCUGAAGUAUUUUGUAUUGUUGGUUUAUUGGAAUUCCUAUAUGAGGAAGCCCCUGAUGCCAUGAAGAGUAUAGGGUCUGCUUAUGCUGCUUUAGCUGGUGGAUUAGGUUGUUUUGUUGCCACUAUAAUAAACAGUAUUAUCAAAGCUGUCACGGGGAAGCCAGAUAAAAACCAACAAUCUUGGUUGUCACAAAACGUAAACACUGGCAGGUUUGACUACUUUUAUUGGGUUCUCACAGCUUUGAGUUUAAUCAAUUUCUGCAUCUUCAUAUAUUCAGCACAUAGAUACAAAUACAGGACACAGCAAGUUUAUGAGAUGGAGAAACAUCAAAUGGCAAACAAAGGGAGCUCCACAACAGUGGCUAGCUAAAUAGGAGCUGAUACCAACAGAAAGUGUAGUCUUUGUUCCAUCCUUGACCUUCAUUAAUGAUUGAUUGGCUAUUUUAUUUUUCAUUACACUAAUGCUCAAAUAUAUGUAUAUGUAUAUAUAUAUAUGUGUGUGUAUUGGCAGAGUCAACCAUUUAAAACCCUCU